Messenger RNA from Mesorhabditis spiculigera, 2091 nucleotides. Lineage: Eukaryota; Metazoa; Nematoda; Chromadorea; Rhabditida; Rhabditidae. The record is from the annotation of a GenBank genome assembly.
AUGGACAAAGCCCGGGAGCGACUGGCGGCUUUUCGUGAAGCACAGGCGAAGCAGGAUAAGAUCGUCGAGCCGCAUCCGAAAGUCGCCGAAAAGGUCGUGCAGAGCCGUCCGGUGUCUUCAGCCCCCUCAUGGGACUUGCUGGAUGCUCUCCCUUUUCGCUUUUGGCGAUCUUGCUAUGCUGCCCGACCGGGCUUGACCCUGAUCGCGACCUCACUCACCUACGUCGUUGGUCAAGGAUUUUUCAUCUGGGCCCACUUCGGUAGCGUCUUCUUCGUCUUCUCGGCGUUAAUUACGAUUUGCUUGGGUCUCGGUCAACGAGCCGAAGGAGAGCUGUCGGCCUAUUCGGUCUUCAACGAGAAUUGUGAACGUCUACCCGGCCAGAUGACCGCCGAGCAUUUUGAGCCGGAUGAACUUGGGCUGAGGAACAAUAUGGAAGCGUCACACAGUUUGCUCCUCAACGAAGACGCUUUGAAAGACCUGCACGAACAGCGGAGGCCACUUUUUGUCUACGAAUGGCUCCGCUACCUAGACAAGAUUUUACCCGUUACUCACAAUGCGGAACUGAAAAGCAUCCAACCCAAGUUGAUUGCGCAGCUCCAUCAGCGCCUACAGGCAGGCGUCGGCCCUCCAACCCGGACCCUUUUGGCCAAAUGUAUUGCCAAGACAUAUUCCCUCGGCGAUAUCUACAGCGUCACGGCCACGAUGAACCUUUGCAAUGAUUUGCUUGAGUCGAAGGAAGACUCCGCCCAACAACUCAGCGUGAAAAUGGCAGCCCUCAGUGUGCUGGGCGCGCUAUACGAGAGCUUGGGACGUCUUGCGGGUGCCUCCUAUCAAGAUCUAUUCAAUAUUCUAACAAAAUGGCUUUCACGUGCAGAGUCCCAAGUACGUGCCGAAAUAAUGUCGAUGCUGGCAAAAAUGGUCAAAGGUCUGGGUACUGGUGGCGCCAAGAUUCACAAGGAUUUGUACAAAUUAGUGAAGAAAUACGCAGAAGAUCGGGUUAUGGUUGUCCGGGUAGCCGCUGUCGAGUGCUUGACGGCCCUAGUUCCUGUUUAUGUGCCGAUGUUUACCACUGAUGUUGAAGCCAUGAUCACGCUGGCCACAAAGGCCCUUGACAAUAGCAACUACGAAUGCCGUGUGGCUCUUACGCCUCUUAUUGAUCGCUGUAUAAACCGAUUGGAGCACCUUCGCGGCUAUGCGGAUGCGCUUUCUGGCUAUUCCGUCGGAUUUUUGGUGAAAAACUAUGGCGUCCGCAUGCGGCCUCUCGUCGGGUCCUUGCGAGUGCGUCUCUACACACUGACCAGCCUGCUCAACCCAAAGUGCUAUGAGACGAUAUUUGCUCCCCUUCUCCGCGAGCUGGUUGCGGACUUGACACUCAGUGAUAAUGCUCAAGCAACUUAUUCAACGAGUUUGGCUGUUUCUCUAUGCACCGGUGCCGAGACAACCCUCCUCGCACCAUGGUAUGACUCAACGGAUCAAAGCAUCUUGGAGAAUUCGAUGAAUGCCAGUUACAACGGCAGUGUCGGUUCUCCGGAGUUCGACAGCACCUCGACGGUGUCAUCGAAUGCACAAUCGCUCUCGUUCUGUUGGCCAGAACCUUUGCCGGUGGAAGUGCGCUGCGUCGACUUGGCCGUUGUCAACUAUGGACGCGUUUUUCCGUUCAUCUCCAAGAAGCACCAAGUUCAGAUCACCGAACACUUCGCCUCGGUAAUCAAGGAACAGAAAAACCCACAACGGCAGUUUGUGAUCCAAACCAAUUCGAUCUGCGCCAUCGUCUCUGCGCUGCGAACGAUCAGCGAGCACAAGGGCUUCCGCAUUGAGCCAGAGACCGUCACUAAAACAAUCUUUGAAUUUGUCAGAAUCGGCCUGAUGUCCGCCGUCCCAACAAUUCGCUGUAUUUGUGCGGAAGCGAUCGGCCGAUUAGCCCAAGCAGUUGGUGAUGCACAGUACGUUGCAUCGGUCGCGCAGUUCUGCUUCGGGAAGCUCGAGACGGUCCGUGAUGUCCCGACAAGAACGGGGUACUCUUUGGUGUUGGGCUGUUUGCACAAACAUGUCGCGCUAACACCGAAGUUGUGCAAUGUAUUGGCAAAUUGU